Molecule: messenger RNA, 648 nt
Organism: Acanthosepion pharaonis
Lineage: Eukaryota; Metazoa; Mollusca; Cephalopoda; Sepiida; Sepiidae
Source: the annotation of a GenBank genome assembly
AUGAAUUUUCUUUGCUUUUGUGUCUGUUUUAUUCAAUUUUUUUUUCAGCUUUGUUUUUUCCUUUUUGUUCUUUCUUCUUAUUUCCAUCUUUUUUUCUUUUCUUUUCAAUUAUUCCUCUCUUGUUCUUUUUUUAUAUUUCAGAUUUUCUUUUUCUUUCAUUUUGUUUUCUGGUAUUUUUUCCAUCAUUUUCUCUUUCAUUUUAUUUCAUUUAUGGUUUGUUCCUUCAUUCUCUUUACCAGUUUUUCUUCAUUCAUUCACUUGUUUCAUUCUUUCUUUUCUCUUCACUUUCUGUUUCCUUCAUUUUGUUUUCUGGUAUUUUUUUCUAUCAUUUUCUCCUUCAUUUCAUUUAUGGUUUGUUGCUUCCUUUUCUUUUCUUGUUUACCAGUUUUUCUUCAUUCAUUAGUUUGUUUCUUUCUUUUCUCUUCACUUUCUUUUUGCCCAUUUUAUUUUUCUUUCUUUUCUUCCUUUUUUGCCUUUGUUUUAUUCUUAUGUUCAUUAUUAUUUUUCUCUGUUUUUUUUUUCUUUCAUUUUAUUUUUAUGAGUUACUUCUUUUCCACUUCAUUUACAGCUUUCGUUAGUAUUUUUUUUCUUUUCAUUUCUUUUGUGCAUUUAUUCCAUUUUUUCUUUCCUGUUCAUUUUCUUCCAUAG